AAUUAAAGUGUGUCUGUUGAGUCAAGAUGUACGGUCCUAUUGGGAGUCACAAGCAGUUUGUUUCGCACGAACAAAAAACAGCAGCAACAAAAAUACCAAAAGUCAACAAAAUGUUAAACGUUGAAAAUAAGUCGGUAAUUAUAAUUGGAUGUGGCGUAGGCGGAACAGCGCUUGCGGCUCGUUUGGCAAGUCGAGGUUUUACGGUUGAUGUGUACGAAAAGAAUGAGCACAGUGGCGGUCGAUUGUCGUUGUUACAUGCGAAUGGACAUCGUUUUGAUCAGGGACCAUCAUUAUAUUUGAUGCCUCGGCUAUUUGAAGAGACAUUUGAUGAUUUGGACGAAAACCUAUCCGAUCAUAUCGAAUUGAUGCAAUGUGAACGCAAUUAUUCCGUAUAUUUUGGUGACGGUGAUCGAUGUGAGUUGAGUUGUAAUUUUGCCAAAAUGUACAACGAAAUCAAGCGUUACGAAGGCGAAAGUGAGAAAACACUGGUAAACUUUAUGAAUUUCAUGAAAGAGACACAUGUUCAUUAUGAGCGCAGCAUUGAGAUUGCAUUGAAAAAUAACUAUGAACAUUGGUACAAUGAAUUUCAACUAAAACACGUGCCGAACGCAUUUCGUUUGCAUUUGUGGAGUACCGUUUAUGGCAGCGUAAAAAAAUUCUUCAACACAGAGAAAAUGCGACAAGCAUUCUCAUUUCAAACCAUGUACAUCGGCAUGAGUCCAUACGAUACGCCAGCAUUGUUCAAUCUUCUUCAGUACACUGAAAUCGCAGAAGGUGUAUUCUAUCCACGCGGUGGAUUUCACAAAGUUAUCGAAGCAUUAGAAAAGAUUGCAACGAAAAAGUUUGGAGCGAAAUUCCAUUACAAUUCGAAUAUAAAGAAAAUCAUCGUCGACGAAGAUAAUGUGGCGAAAGGGGUUCAAUUUGACGAUGGCCGCAAAGAGUAUGCCGAUAUUGUGGUGUGCAAUGCAGAUUUGGUAUACGCAUACAAUAACUUGCUGCCUGAAACGAAAUAUGGGCGAAAAUUGGGCAAACAUGCUGCAUUGACUUCAUCGUCGAUAUCAUUCUAUUGGGGCCUAUCCAAACAAGUUCUUGAACUUGAUGUGCACAAUGUUUUCUUGGCCAAAGAUUACAAAGCCAGUUUCGAUAAUGUAUUCCAACAACAAAUCCUCUCCGAUGAUCCCUUCUUCUAUGUGAACGUACCGUCACGUAUCGAUGCGACCGCUGCACCCGAAGGCAAAGAUACAGUGGUUUUGCUAUUGCCAGUGAGUCAUAUUUCAGCCAAUAAUCAUGAUUGCAUCGAUAAAUGGGUGAAACGGGCAAGACAUCGUUGUAUUCAAAUACUCGAAAAUCGAUUGGGCAUUAAGGAUUUUGAAUCGCUUAUCGAAACGGAAAUUAUCAAUGAUCCACGGUCAUGGGAAUCGAAGUUUAAUUUAUGGAAAGGUGCCAUUCUCGGGAUGUCACACAGUAUUCCCCAGGUUUUACACUAUCGCCCAAGUAUUCGCUGUGAACAGUUUAAAAAUUUAUACUUUGUCGGUGCGUCUGCACAUCCGGGCACAGGUGUUCCAAUCGUGUUAUGCGGCGCUAAAUUAGCUGAACAACAAAUUCUAAAAGAUUAUGGCUUCAUUGAACGUGGACACGACGAUAUAAUCAUCAUUUCGCAGUAUUUACUCUUUGGACUUACAAUGACCGCCUUAUUUUUAGCCAUUUAUUACUUUUUCUUUUUUUAACACCCAUCGAUAAUGUUUAGUUAUCUAAUAUCACACACUUGAUGAUGUAAUGUCGAAUUGAAAUUAUGUCUUGCUUUACAUACACGUAAUUGAUUCUCGAUUCAAAUUAAAACAUUUCUCCGCAUUGUGGUUUGAAAAUGUAAUAAUAAAUAUAAUAAUUUGAAACGAAUGCCAA
Molecule: messenger RNA, 1902 nt
Organism: Sitodiplosis mosellana (orange wheat blossom midge)
Lineage: Eukaryota; Metazoa; Arthropoda; Insecta; Diptera; Cecidomyiidae
Exons: 3
Coding region: 27-1727 (566 amino acids)
Biological process (GO): carotenoid biosynthetic process
Molecular function (GO): oxidoreductase activity
Source: RefSeq, a predicted model, not a curated record